AUGAUCAGCCUAAGCAAAAUCCCUCAACUAGCUAGCCAGCAAAGAUCUGUCCUCUUUGUCUCUUAUCUCUCAAAAAAUGGUUCAGGGAAGAGGCAGUGCGAUGGUGGCGACAGUCGCGGUUAUGCUGUGCAUGCUGCUGCUCCAUUUUGAUAUGGCUCACGCAGCAACCUACACUGUUGGAGGCCCUGGUGGCUGGACCUUCAAUGUUUCUGGCUGGCCUAAAGGAAAGAGUUUUAAAGCUGGUGAUAUACUUGUAUUCAAUUACAGCACUGCAGCCCACAAUGUUGUUGCUGUGAACAAGGCUGGUUACAGUUCAUGCACGAGCCCUAGAGGUGCCAAGGUUUACACAUCAGGAAAGGAUCAGAUCAAGCUCGUGAAGGGACAAAAUUUCUUCAUCUGUAGCUUUGCUGGACACUGUCAGUCUGGAAUGAAAAUAGCUGUUAAUGCUGCGUGAAAUGGGGGUGUUGGGGGAUGGAUAAUCAGAGAUGAGUCAUGAGAUUCAUGAUCUUUUCCUUUUAUGUCUUGAUAUAUAUAUAUAUAUGCAACUCUAUGUGCUAGCGUGUUGAUCAGUGGCUAGCUACCCCUUGUACUAGUUAAUUAUUACUAACAUAUAAAAGGAAUAAACAAGAAAUAAUGUUGCUUGCUUA
Molecule: messenger RNA, 647 nt
Organism: Populus trichocarpa (black cottonwood)
Lineage: Eukaryota; Viridiplantae; Streptophyta; Magnoliopsida; Malpighiales; Salicaceae
Product: basic blue protein
Exons: 2
Coding region: 77-454 (125 amino acids)
Cellular component (GO): plasma membrane
Molecular function (GO): electron transfer activity
Source: RefSeq, a predicted model, not a curated record